UAGAUAUCUCCAAUCUAACGUUCAGUAUUUACUUCACACCCAUUCUCACAGCACCGAGACACUUCAAUAAAACCGCGCUAACAUUUCACAGUUUAAACCACCUUCCCUCUUCUCAACUCAUCUUUUCCUUUUACUGAAAAUCUGAACUAAAUCUCAUCACAAUGGACGCAAGCAAACAAACAAAGAAAGGAGCCGGAGGAAGGAAAGGAGGAGGACCAAGGAAGAAGGCGGUCACAAGAUCCGUCAGAGCCGGACUUCAAUUUCCAGUUGGAAGAAUCGGUCGAUUCUUGAAGAAAGGUAGAUACGCUCAGCGUGUUGGUACCGGUGCUCCUGUUUACUUGGCCGCUGUUCUUGAAUAUCUUGCUGCUGAGGUUCUUGAGUUGGCUGGAAAUGCAGCACGUGAUAACAAGAAGAAAAGUAUCAGUCCAAGGCAUUUGUUGUUGGCUGUGAGGAACGAUGUAGAACUUGGAAAAUUGCUUGCUGGUGUUACCAUUGCUCACGGUGGUGUUCUUCCUAACAUCAACCCAGUGUUAUUGCCCAAGAGAAAUGAAAACGCUGCCAGUACUCCCAAGUCUCCAUCAAAGGCCAAGAAAUCUCCAAAGAAGGCUUAGAUAGAUGACUUUAGAUGUUAGGUUUUGUUUCUUCCUUUUUGUUGUGAUGAUAUGUAAAACCCCUAUGAUGGAGCAGGGAUAUAUUAACUUAUACCAACCGAUGUAAUUCAAUAGUCUCUGAAUUUUCUGACUAGUAUUAUUCAUCAAUGAAAACGAUUUGUUUUCUGUUAA
Molecule: messenger RNA, 782 nt
Organism: Lathyrus oleraceus (garden pea)
Lineage: Eukaryota; Viridiplantae; Streptophyta; Magnoliopsida; Fabales; Fabaceae
Product: histone H2A.2-like
Exons: 2
Coding region: 162-611 (149 amino acids)
Cellular component (GO): nucleosome
Molecular function (GO): structural constituent of chromatin; DNA binding; protein heterodimerization activity
Source: RefSeq, a predicted model, not a curated record